AUGUCCAACCAAGACAUUCAUCCCAAUAAAUACAGCGAGCUGCGAAGUAUCUGUAAAUACUACAUUGAUUCAUACAUUGCUUUGUAUCAGCUGAAAACGGAAAAGGAAGAAGAAUUAAAAGAUAUUUACAAAAUAAUCAAAACAGAAUUGAUUGAUUCAAAGAAAUACCCACCAAAAAAUAUUAUGGAAGAUAUUUUAAAUAUCAUUCGGUAUAAUAAUCGCUAUACAAAGUCAUAUUUAUCUCUUGCCAAACUCAUAUCUGAUGAUUAUCAUGUUGAAAAGGUCAAAAAUAUUCCCAUGAUUUCUAUUCUCUUGUUUUACAAAGAAUAUGGUAUUAAAUUAGAUAAAUACCUUAAUUUUAAAAAUUUUAACUCAGUAAAUAUGGAUAUUCAUACAGAAAAUACGAUUUACAGAGCAAUUAUGAAUAAUGACUUAGAAACAUUUAUCUUGUUCACUGAAAGAGAAGGAUUUAAUAAAGAUCAAAAACUUGAAAGUAGUUUAUAUCCAUUUUCUUUCAAAUCUUAUAAUGGAUAUUCGUUACUUGAAUUAUGUUGUUACCAUGGAGCAGUUGAUUGUUUCAAAUUCUUAAGAACUAAAUAUGGUUCAGAAAUAACUCAAAAAUGUCUUCAAUUAUCAUUUUUAGGAGGAAAUCCAGAGAUCAUGAGUGAAUGUCUGAAAUAUCAGAAACCAGAUAAAUUUUGCAUGGAAUAUGCAAUUAUUUCACACAACAUUAAUUUUGUUACAUUCUUGAUGAAUGAGUUCAAUAUAGAGAUCGAUUUGGAUUAUUGUGUACAGUAUAAUAAUCUUGAGUCAUUUUUAGUUUAUUUCGAUCAAACUAAUGAUAUUAAUGCAUGCUUUUUUAAUUCGACGAGGUUCAAUAUUCCAUCCCUUUGCAAAUAUUUUCUAUCAAAUGGUGCAAAUAUCAAUACAAAAGAUAAACAUGAAGAAACCGCUCUUCAUAAAGCAGCACGUUAUGAUAGUAAAGAAAUAGCCGAACUUCUUAUUUCACAUGGUAUAAAUAUCAAUGAAAAAAAUAAAUAUGGAGAAACAACUCUUCAUAGAGCAGCACGUUAUGAUAGUAAAGAAACAGCCGAACUUCUUAUUUCACACGGCGCAAACAUCAAUGAAAAAGAUAAUGAAGGAGAAUCCGCCCUUCAUAUUGCAGCAUAUGAUAAUAGUAAAGAAACAGCCAAACUUCUUAUUUCACAUGGUAUAAAUAUCAACGAAAAAAACAAUAAUGGAAGAACUGCUCUUCAUAAUGCAACACGUUGUGAUAGUAAAGAAACAGCCGAACUUCUUAUUUCACAUGGUAUAAAUAUCAAUGAAAAAAAUAAUAAUGGAGAAACAGUUCUUCAUAAAGCAAUAUUUUAUAAUAGUAAAGAAACAGCCAAACUUCUUAUUUCACAUGGUAUAAAUAUCAACGAAAAAAAUAAUAAUGGAAGAACUGCUCUUCGUAUUGCAGCAUUUAAUAAUAAUAAAGAAACAGUCGAACUUCUUAUUUCACAUGGAGCGAAUACCAAUGAAAAAGAUAAUAUGGGAGACACCCCCUUCAUAUUGCAGCAAUUAAUAAUAGUAAAGAAACAGCCGAACUUCUUAUUUCACAUGGUAUAA
Molecule: messenger RNA, 1611 nt
Organism: Trichomonas vaginalis G3
Lineage: Eukaryota; Parabasalia; Trichomonadida; Trichomonadidae
Product: ankyrin repeat and SOCS box-containing protein 4 family
Exons: 1
Coding region: 1-1611 (536 amino acids)
Molecular function (GO): protein binding
Source: RefSeq, a predicted model, not a curated record